Molecule: messenger RNA, 486 nt
Organism: Drepanopeziza brunnea f. sp. 'multigermtubi' MB_m1
Lineage: Eukaryota; Fungi; Ascomycota; Leotiomycetes; Helotiales; Drepanopezizaceae
Source: RefSeq, a predicted model, not a curated record
AUGGGUGCUUGCUUGAAUGAUCCUUCAGCGCUCAAGGCCCCCAAGAUUCGAAUCCAGAAAUCAACUCCGCCUCUGACAUUGGUUCUUGGGCUUCGGAUGCUGAAUCUCUUAGCCACUACACCCAAGCGGUCGACGGUUUCCGGUGUGCUCCAAAUAGCCGAUGCAAAUACCAGCUUUGGCGCCAUGGCCCCCAAUUCAGCACCAAGCCCUUCAUUGCGCAGCUUUGCCCGCAUGUCAGGCUUCCCUUCCUACGCAACACACCAAGAUGCCCGACUUCGCGCUCCAGUGAAGAAGGCCGACAAGAAAAAGGCCAAUCUUGAAAUUGAGGAUGCAGACUUUUGGCUGGUGGGAAUCGUUGUCACCUCCAUUAAUGCUGUUAAAACGAGCGAUUGCUGUCAACUGGCACUUCUUGGUCUGCUCCAAAUCUCGAUAAUUUCAGCAAGCUCGAGUCGAAUUUCAUCAUCAUCGAUCCAUGAGGCAGAAUAA